Molecule: messenger RNA, 640 nt
Organism: Frankliniella occidentalis (western flower thrips)
Lineage: Eukaryota; Metazoa; Arthropoda; Insecta; Thysanoptera; Thripidae
Product: endocuticle structural glycoprotein ABD-4-like
Exons: 3
Coding region: 123-581 (152 amino acids)
Cellular component (GO): chitin-based extracellular matrix
Molecular function (GO): structural constituent of chitin-based larval cuticle
Source: RefSeq, a predicted model, not a curated record
ACGUAGUGCAAUGAGGAAUAAAAGAUGACGCGGUGCGCGGCGGGCGCCAGUGCAUCGCCCGGUGCAUCGCGCGCACAUUACCGAAAAAACAAAUCCACGCGAGUGUUUAAAGUGUGCAAGCCAUGCUGUUCGCUCUCAUGGCCCUAGUGGCCCUCCUUGCUGGGGCGGGGGCCGCGCCUCAGCGACCGCAGCAGGCUCAGCAGGCUGCCAAAGACAUCCCCAUCAUCAAGCAGGACUUCACCAUCAACGAGGACGGCUCCUAUCAGUGGAACUACGAGACGGGCAACGGCAUCGCUGCAAACGAGCAGGGCUCCGUGAAGAACGCCGGCAACCCGGAGACAGAGGCCAUCUCGGUGCAGGGCCAGUUCUCGUACACGGCGGACGACGGCACCCCCAUCCAGCUGCAGUACCUGGCCGACGAGAACGGCUUCCAGCCGCAGGGCGCGCACCUGCCCACGCCGCCGCCCAUUCCCGAGGCCAUCCAGCGCGCCCUCGAGUGGAACGCCGCGCACCCCGAGCAGGACAACGAGGGUGAAGCGCCGGCCGCGCCAGCCAGGCCGGCCGCCAGGGGGCGCAAGUGAUACUCAACACUCACAAAAAUAAAAAAAAAUACGGGUCAGCAAAUAUAGAAUAGAGAAAA